Messenger RNA from Boleophthalmus pectinirostris (great blue-spotted mudskipper), 2514 nucleotides. Its product is annotated as E3 ubiquitin-protein ligase TRIM7-like. Lineage: Eukaryota; Metazoa; Chordata; Actinopteri; Gobiiformes; Gobiidae. Gene Ontology annotation, molecular function: protein binding; zinc ion binding. Bases 143 to 2041 code for a protein of 632 amino acids. The record is from RefSeq and is a predicted model, not a curated record. The transcript has 15 exons.
AGAAGGUUUACAGAUCAAGACCCAGAACAGAAUCAGAACCAAAGACUAAAGCCAGACCGAGAGACCAGAACCAGACCAAGAGUCCAGAACCAGACCGAGAGUCCAGAACCAGACCGAGAGUCCAGAACCACAGAACAGGAUCAUGUCUCUGGACGGCGGGUUCCUCACAGACGACGAGUUCCUCUGCUCCAUCUGCCUGGACCUGUUCACGAACCCGGCCUCCACGCCGUGCGGACACAGCUUCUGUCUGAGCUGCAUCAGCAAGUACUGGGAGGGAGCCAAGGUUUGCCAGUGCCCUUUGUGCAAGAAGACGUACUACAAGAAACCAGACCUGCAGAUAAACCGGACGCUGAGAGAGAUCACGGAGCACUUCAAGUCCAUGAAAGAAGAUCGGAUCGACGGGCCGAGGGAGACGACGCAAAAACGAGGAAAAUCUCACCCCCGAAACAACCUGCUCAACCACAUCCAGAAGAAACUGUCCAAGCCCUUCCACCACCAACCGCGCAAUGAGAGAAUGGCCAUUUCCCUCCCAGAGACGGAGAACCUGCUGAUCCCCCACGAGCAGCGCCGCGGCUCCUCCUCCUCCUCCUCCACCCGCUCCUCCUCCUCGCACCGCGGCUCCUCCCCCUCCUCUCGACGAGGCUCCUCCCCCCUCUCCAAUGGCUCCUCCCCCCCUGAGCCCGGCUCCUCCCCCCUCCCCUGGUCCCCGGCGAGCGACUCUCCUCCCCCCCGCCCCCCUCCCCGCUUCAAACACGCCCCCAGACGCUUCACCCUGAGCGGAGCCGAAGAAGUCCACAACCUGCCCCUGUGCCCCGCCCACGGCCGCGCCAUCAUGUUGUAUUGUCAGACGGAUCAGAUGUGCAUUUGUCCUGAGUGUGAGGAAGAGGAUCAUCCAGACCACGACGUCAUCAGCAUCGAGACUCAAUGGAAGGAGACCAAAGUGUAUUUGAGUUCUUUGGAGAAAGAGGUUGACGACAUGAUCAAGGAGCGCGUCACAAAACUGUCUGAGAUCAGAGAAUCUAUGUCCCAACUGGAGGUCUCCGUCCAGCGUCAAACGGCCGGGAGCUUGUCUUUCUUCUCGGCUCUGGUCUCGUCCGUGGAGCGCGCUCAGUCCGACCUCCUGGAGACUCUGGAGACGAAGCGCCGCGCCGCAGAACUCCAGGCCGAAACCUCCACGCGCCAGAUCCAGCUGGAACUGGACCAGCUCCGGACCAGACACACCCAGAUCCGGGACCUGAGCCGGACCGAGGACCACAUCGAAGGACUCAAGACGCUUCCCUCUCUGUGGGCCCCUCCCCUGGCCUCUGAUUGGACCCGGCCGUGCGUGACCGUCGACCUGGGGGCGGAGGCCGUCUACAGGUCCCUGUCGCUUCAGCUGCAGAAGUUUCAGGACGAACUUCAGACGGUCGCAGAGACAGGUUUUCCGGACUCGGUCCUGGAGUCGAGUCUGAUCCAAACUCAGCCCAGAGACAGAGGAGUGCAGGAGUACGCAGUGGACGUCACUCUGGACGUGAGCACGGCACAUCCUCGCCUCGUUCUGUCUGAAGACUUAAAGAGCGUGAGGUACGGAGAUCGUCCUCAGAUGUUGCCUGAUAAUCCCGAGAGGUUUGACCGAGUCGUGUGUGUUUUGGGACAACAGGAAAUCUCGUCCGGGCGACAUUACUGGGAGGUGGAGGUCGGGGGUAAGACGGACUGGGAUCUGGGCGUGGCCAAACGGACCAUAAACAGAAAAGGCAAACUGGAGGUGACGCCCGCCAACGGAUACUGGUUCCUGAGCCUCCGAGACCAAAAGAGCUGCACGUUCCGAACCCAGCCCUCCACGGACGUAAACCUGCCGCUUCAUCCAAACAAAAUCGGCAUCUUUGUGGACUACGAAAACGGACAGGUUUCCUUUUACAACGUCGACGCCAAGACCCUCAUCUACACGUUUAACGACUGGUUCGGCGACAGUAUUUUCCCGUUUUUCAGCCCGUGCACGAGUAAAAACGGGAAAAACGAAGCCCCGCUCGUCAUCACCCCGGUCAACGUGUCCGAUUACUGAAGUCUGGAUCGUUCUGCGACGUUUACCCAAAACUUUUACUGCGGUUUUAACGACAUGUUUGUAGAUAUUUAUAUAUAUAACCGUAACUAGAAGUGCUCCAGUCAAACGAAGCUCAACGACGCCUGCAGUUAUAAGGGAUUUAAUUUAUAAGAUUUACAAGUUUCUAUCUUCAGGGAGACCGAACCAGGACUAAACCAGAACUAAAUUGGGACUAAACCAGGACUACACCAGGAUUAAACCAGGACUAAACCAGAACUAACCCAGGACUAAACCAGGACUAAACCAGAACUAAACCAGGACUAAACCAGAACUAAACCAGGACUAACACAGGACUAAACCAGAAUUAAACCAGGACUAAACCAGAACUAAACCAGGACUAAACCUGGACUAAAUUGGGACUAAACCAGGACUACACCAGGAUUAAACCAGGACUAAACCAGAACUAAACCAGGACUAAACCAGAACUAAACCAG